This is a messenger RNA of Rhagoletis zephyria (snowberry fruit fly), 732 nucleotides long. RefSeq names its product AT-rich binding protein-like. Lineage: Eukaryota; Metazoa; Arthropoda; Insecta; Diptera; Tephritidae. The record is from RefSeq and is a predicted model, not a curated record.
AUGUCACAGCGAAUGACAAAGCAGGCGAUAGUUGAGGCACUGGGUAACGCGGGCAUAAGCUGCCCCAAGUCGGCUAACCUAACCCAACUAAAGCGCCUCUACGCCGGACUCCACCAACUGGAAGAGCACGAGCAUGGCGCCUCUAACUCCGAAGAAGAAGAUCCCGUAUGGGUCGUAUCCGCAGACAUCGAAGAUUUCGCCGGCUUUGGCGCCAGCGCGCUAACAGCCACCCUAACUAAUUCCGACAAUGAGAGCACCACCGCCGAGCCUGCCGCAGCCACUGCCGAAAAACUUCCCGUUGCCACCACAACUCUGAGACCGCAGCCCCAGAUAGUGAAUGUGCCGUUGCCGCGCCCAAUUAAUCUGUUGCCACAACCAAUCAAAACAAGCGCAAAAACAGCGACAGCGACAACUACAACGUCAGCUACAGCCACAGCUGCAACUAGUGCUGCAACAGCGUUAACAGCAACAACUACAGCAACUGCAACUGCUGCGGACACAGCAACAACAGCGCAAAGAACAGCAACGGCCACGCACGGCAUUAACAUGCUGGGCGGGGGUAAAGGCACCAGGCGCAGGGGUAGCUUCCUUGAGAGCCUGACCGAAGAAGAGGCUGCCCUCUUUAUUGAACACGCCAGGGAUGAAGAGAAGCCAAGCACAGGCGCAGCGCCUUUCGGAAGGCCUCAAGGGAGCAGAUGCAUCACUCCCGAAAAACAGGCAUCGCUCUGCUAG